AUGUAAUUCUACCCAAUAAUCAACAUUUAGAGUGCUGCACCACUGUUCGAAAAAUUGAAUUAAAAAAAUCAGAAUAUUGCAGGUGGCCCAAGUACUCUUAGUGCCUCAACUGACAAUAAUACAAAUAACAAUACUAAUGGAGGAGCUGUUGCGUUAUACAAUGAGCAAUUAUAAAAAAUUUACAGCGUUGUAAUAAACUAUAACUUGGCUGCCUGUUAUUAAAGGCGAGGAAUAUUUAAAGAGAGUCAUGAGUACAUAUCGAGGUCUAUAGAAUCACUAAGACAACUUACUAUAUUUUAAUACUCAACAACCUCAACUUAAGGUGAAACUACUUCGCAUAGAUAUAAGUAGCUUCUCUAUCUUAGAUAUUAUGCACAAAUUAUCUUGCAGAGUUGUGCCAUUAAGUCAUAAUUGUAGGACCAUGAUGGAGCCUUAAAUAGUGCAUAUGAUGGACUAACCUCCUGCAUUAAAGUAUUUAAAAGGAGUCUUGACUUGUGUGAAUCAGAGAUUCUAGAGAAAAUGAAUAAUAAAUAGUCAUCUUCUAAUAAAAGUGGAAUGGGUGAUGUUCCAAUAGUAAAUACUUAAAACAAGAUGGAAAUUGAGAGUAUAAAUUCAGAAUACGGAGUAGUUGCUGAGCGAAGAAGGACUUAAAUUUCAGGUUAAAUGCUUAAACCAGAAAUUGUCCUCCAUAAAGCAAGAAGUGGGAAAUCAAUGUCAUCAAAGAAAUCCCCUAGUUCUAUUGAUUAGCACAAAUACCAAAAUAACAUCUUGAAUGCAAAUAAUCAUAACUAAGUAUUUUAAAGCAACGCAUCUAAAUCAUCAGCUGGAUCAUCUAAGAAUUCAACACCUGAAAGAAAUUCCAGAUCAGAUAAUAAAAGUGUCACUAGCUCUUAAGGAAGGAUUAAAUCCAAAGAGCUAAGAAAACACUCCUUGACUUCUAGUGUAAAAUUUCAUUUGAGUGAAAGUGAAGACGAUCAAACUUCUCUUGAGAGAAUACAUACCUUCAAUCUAAAGAUAGAUCAUAAUAAAUCUCAAUUAUCUGAAUCUAAAGAAGCGAAGAAAAAGUCUGAUAAAAAAAAGAAAACUGGGCAAAUCAAAAGUCUGAGAACGCUUCUAAAUCUUAAAGUCCUUAAGAAGGAAACAUCCUAAUCUACAGAUAACAAAGGGUCGGAAACUACUUCAACUUCUUAGCUUUAAACACAGCUAUAGUCUUUGUCAACAAGAGAUAAUAUUAAAGGUCAGCACAAUAAAGAGGAAUAAAAAAUUACUCUUAAAAACUAGAAAAUGAGACAGUGUUAUGUGGAGGAAUAAGCAAAGCUAAGAGAUUCAUUCAUGAUAGAUUCUUAUAAAAUCUUAAAGUCCUUAAUAAAAAACAUUGAGAAUUUGAUGGUUUAUAUCACAGGCUAGAGGAUUUAAUAAUCUGUUUUCUUAAAAGAGAGGGACAUAAUAGAGGAGGGAUUAGAGUGUAAUAAGGAUGGCCUUGCAUAUGAAAUUACUAAGCAGAGAAUGGCAAAAUUAUUUAGAGAAUUCGAGAGUAUGAGUUAGAUUGAAUAGCUUCGUAAGGUAGAAAGAUAUAAAUAUGUGGGGCGAAAUAUGCUAGGAGUUAGAAAAUUUGAUGAUUGGAUUAAUAAUCUUGAAAUUGGAAAUAUUAUGCAUCUAAAUCCAAUUACAACAUAAGAAUUAAUGUAGAAUAUUGGGAAACAUCAUGAGUUUUAAAAGGAUCCAAUGCUUAAAAAGCUCGUAUUGUUGUCAGUUUCCUUAUUCUCUAUUGCUACAGAAAUGAGAAUGAUGGUACAAUUCGAUGAUAAAGAUAAGGACACGAAAUUUUAACUAUAAGAAGCUUCAGAAAUUUGGCAUGCAUAGUCUGUCUUCUUUGGAGCAUAUUAUUUACCUCCCAACUGCCCUCUUGUUACUCAUAUCUCUAAUAGCUACAAUAAGCACUAUAUAGUAAAUAAAAAGCCGAAUCAAGCAGCUUAACAAUAGCAAAAAUAGAAUCCUCCUUUGAUAUUUGGUCAGAAAAAGGACUCAUAUCAGAAAAAUAAAACGCUACAAAAUUUUUUAAUGAACUAGACUACAAUAUAGUAAGUGCCACCAAAAAUAAACUUAAAUAGUACUAUAUCUAAUAGAGAUCUUAGCUAUAAUACUGGUGGAGGAGGUAGUUCUUCCUAUGAGAAUAAUACAUCUGAUAAUCAAGACCAUUAGGUAUUGAAUGAUUAAUAGAAAUAAAGACCUAUAGUAUCAUUAGCAUCAAUUAGUCCGAUGCAGGUGAUAGGUCUAAGAAAUAAAAAAGACAAGUUCAAAAUCUAGCUUAAAAGAUCUAUGAAUAACUCUCAUAAAUUUUAAUCAGAGUCCUCUGUCAGUCCUAUUAGAUAAGAAAAUGAAGAAGCAUUAGCGAUUGAAAAUAUGAAAAGGCAAAGAUAUGAAAAACUUUCAAAGUAUUUAUAAAACAAAGAAAAAGAGUAAAUGAGACAACAAAAAGCUAAUUAUUAGCCUAAUAUCGACAUCAUUGAUACAGAGCAAGAUCACAUUAUUAACAUAGGAAAGAUGAUUUCAGAUCCUUAACUUAAAUAAAAUACUUAGAGCAAUAUUGUUAGCUAAAGCAAUUCAAAUAAUAAUAGUAGUAUGAAUGCUUAGAAUAUAAAUAACAUUGCCAUCAACUAAAUAAAUUCAAUCAAUAUCUUUCCUCAAUCCUCUAAGCAAAAUAAACAACCAAUAGAGCUUAAUAUUCAAGGUAAUCAAAACUUGACUAAUUAGCAAUAAAAGUUAGCUCUCAUUAAUAACUUGCUUCAUGAUGAGAUGAAAAAACUGAUAAUUCCUGCACCUAAAUAAUCUAAUAAACAUAAUGCACCUAUGAACAAGACAUAAAUUUAAAGUAGUGUACACAAGUAAAAUAACUUGAAUCAAUUGAUGAGCUUUGGAAGCUAGACUCGAGAUGGCAGCAAUGGUACCAAGAAGAAAAUAGCAAAUCCUUAGUAAUUUAACAGACCAAGUACUUCAAAGGGGGAGUCAAAUAAGUCAAAGAUUAUCAAAAAAUAGCAGCUCUUGAUGAAGACUUAGCUCACACCUAAUCGAGCUAUAUCAAGGAUGAACUAACCCUCAAUCAAUGAAAACCUUGGCUUAAUAUUAUCAGCAUCUGGUUAGAGUAAAAAUCUAUAUCUGCCAAAUUAACUUAGAUCUUAAAGAAUUGCUGAUUCCUCCUAAGAAAAGAAUUUCCAGCCUAACAUUUUUACACAAACCCUAGAUCAAGGAACUAAUCAAGCCAAGGUUAAUAAUUUCUUGAAUGAGAAUGAAAAUUAAGUUCAUAAAAUUCCAUUAACUGCUGCAAACAGCCAAGGAAAAUACGACUCUAAUUUCAAAGAGGCUUAAGCCUAACAUUAGAGUGCUAUUCAAUAAAAACUCUCUGCAACUGCUCAGUUUAGGAAUAAUAAUCUGCAAUAGUACUUCGAGGACUGGACUAGAGAGGAAGCGACUAAUAGCCCAGCCUUAAGACUAAGAAAGCCAGAUUAACAACAUAAUAGGAAAUUUUGA
Messenger RNA from Stylonychia lemnae, 3528 nucleotides. NCBI's taxonomy places the organism in Eukaryota, Ciliophora, Spirotrichea, Sporadotrichida, Oxytrichidae. The record is from the annotation of a GenBank genome assembly.